CGAGAGGAACCUAAUCCACACAUACAUUCAUCAUGCGUUGUAUGGUAUUCUUGUGCCUCUUGGCUGUGGCCCUCGCCCUUCCUGUAGCAGAACCCGAGGCGGAUCCUCAGUUCCUCCUUCCUCACUCCCUGAACUACUUCAACCCCUUCGUCCACUCCAUCAACGCCGGCGAUUCCCACCUCUAUUCCUACCCAUAUGGGCAUCACCUCGCAUACGGCCACAGAUACCCACUCGCUUAUGGUCAUGGGUAUCCCCUCACCCACGGCUAUGGAGCAGCCUAUCCCCUGGGAUACCCUUACUCGUACCCAGUUGUUAAGAAGGCCGCUACCGAGGAAUAGACACCUGGAAUCGGAGGAUUCUUAGGGAAAGACUGAAUUGA
This is a messenger RNA of Macrobrachium nipponense, 379 nucleotides long. RefSeq lists its product as uncharacterized. The transcript has 3 exons. The record is from RefSeq and is a predicted model, not a curated record. Bases 33 to 338 code for a protein of 101 amino acids. Lineage: Eukaryota; Metazoa; Arthropoda; Malacostraca; Decapoda; Palaemonidae.